CCCUGAGAGCUUCGCGGCGGCGCAGCGCAGGCCUCGUGCGGUAACGGCCUCCGGGCAGCCGCGGUGGCGUCCCGGUGCAGACCUCAGGCGACGGGAGCCGCGGGCUCGGCGGAGGGAAGAUCAAAAUGUAGGAUUCCCACCUCUUUCUCCAGCACCACGUUUGCCUGCUUGCUGCCACUCCCACCGUGCUAAUAAUGGACUAAGUCUCUGAAACUUGCUGAAACUGCUGAAAGAUGGCUGAAGAAGUGGUGGUGGUAGCCAAAUUUGAUUAUGUGGCACAGCAAGAACAAGAGCUGGAUAUCAAGAAAAAUGAGAGAUUAUGGCUUCUGGAUGAUUCUAAAUCCUGGUGGCGAGUUCGAAAUUCCAUGAAUAAAACAGGUUUUGUCCCUUCUAACUAUGUGGAGAGAAAAAAUAGUGCUCGAAAAGCAUCUAUUGUUAAAAACCUGAAGGACACCUUAGGCAUUGGAAAAGUGAAAAGAAAACCUAGUGUUCCAGAUACGGCGUCUCCUGCUGAUGAUAGCUUUGUUGAUCCAGGGGAACGUCUCUAUGACCUCAACAUGCCUGCUUUUGUGAAAUUUAACUACAUGGCUGAGAGAGAGGAUGAACUGUCAUUGAUAAAAGGGACAAAGGUGAUCGUCAUGGAGAAAUGCAGUGAUGGGUGGUGGCGUGGCAGCUACAAUGGACAGAUUGGAUGGUUUCCUUCAAACUAUGUAACUGAAGAAGGUGACAGUCCUUUGGGUGACCAUGUAGGUUCUCUGUCAGAGAAAUUAGCAGCAGUUGUCAACAAUCUGAAUACAGGUCAAGUACUGCAUGUGGUACAGGCUCUUUACCCAUUCAGCUCAUCCAAUGAUGAAGAACUCAAUUUUGAGAAAGGCGAUGUAAUGGAUGUUAUUGAAAAGCCGGAAAAUGACCCAGAGUGGUGGAAAUGCAGGAAAAUCAAUGGCAUGGUUGGCCUGGUGCCAAAAAACUAUGUUACUAUUAUGCAGAAUAACCCAUUAACUUCAGGUUUGGAACCAUCACCUCCACAGUGUGAUUAUAUUAGGCCUUCACUCACUGGAAAGUUUGCUGGCAAUCCUUGGUAUUAUGGCAAAGUCACCAGGCACCAGGCAGAAAUGGCAUUGAAUGAAAGGGGGCAUGAAGGAGACUUCCUCAUUCGUGAUAGUGAAUCUUCGCCAAAUGAUUUCUCAGUAUCACUAAAAGCACAAGGGAAAAACAAGCAUUUUAAAGUCCAACUGAAAGAGACAGUUUACUGCAUUGGGCAGCGGAAAUUCAGCACCAUGGAGGAACUAGUAGAACAUUACAAAAAGGCACCGAUCUUUACAAGUGAACAAGGAGAAAAACUGUAUCUCGUCAAGCAUUUGUCUUGAUACUCAUCAGCAGUGACUGCCACACCACUUUAACUCGUCACGUAAUUGAGAACUGAGCGUGUUGGGCCAAUUUUACUUGCUUGGAAAAUGCUGUUUCUAACUGUAUGAGAACUGACUGUAAUACAUGAGUAUUUUUGUUAUAACUCAGCCCAUACAUAUAUCUACAUAUGCAGUGCAUCUGUAUAGAAGAGUUCUUUAUUCUUGGUCUUCUAUCUUACUGUCUUCUUUGCUAUUUUUCUCUUUCCUUCUAACAAUUAAAGUUUUGUAUUCCAAAAAAAAAAAGAAUAAUUUGGUUCAAAAAUCUUUAUAUGGAAGAAUUCUUUUACUGGUGUUACUUUAUUUCCUUGUAAAGGUAUCCUGUUUUCCCAUAGUUCCUCUUCACAUAAAAUCAUAUCUAUAUGGCAUAUGCUGAAAUUCAUUUCUUGUAAAGUGGUAAUCUUUUCUGUGACUAAAUAGCAAUAAUAAACAAAACUAGAAAUUAUUUUCAGAUAUUGUAUCUGUCAUAAGCCAUUGUAAAUAUAAAGUAUGUUGUUGUGCCUUCAUUUUAAAAUCCAUUCAUUGUAUUCAAAAGGCCCUGGAUAUAGGUUAGAAAACACAAUUUAUAGCUAUUUAAGCAAAAAUGUUAAGACUUUGGGGAGCGUCUUUUUUCCUUCCCUUGGUUGUUGAAGGGAACAGAGCAGUCCCUGACAGUUGGUUGUUGAAAUGAAAUGGGUGUCUCUGGUGUUCCUUGACCAAAGUAUGUCGUGUUAGAUGAUGUUGUAUUCCCACCAGUUUGGGGAAAAUAGUAAACAAUGAGAUGUGAAGACA
Chionomys nivalis (European snow vole) is the source of this 2174-nucleotide messenger RNA. RefSeq names its product NCK adaptor protein 1 (gene Nck1). The record is from RefSeq and is a predicted model, not a curated record. Gene Ontology annotation, biological process: positive regulation of endoplasmic reticulum stress-induced intrinsic apoptotic signaling pathway; negative regulation of PERK-mediated unfolded protein response; positive regulation of translation in response to endoplasmic reticulum stress. Lineage: Eukaryota; Metazoa; Chordata; Mammalia; Rodentia; Cricetidae. The coding region runs from base 234 to 1367 and encodes 377 amino acids. Gene Ontology annotation, molecular function: ephrin receptor binding. The transcript has 5 exons.